This is a messenger RNA of Trematomus bernacchii (emerald rockcod), 15373 nucleotides long. It is a transcript of the gene prx, whose product is annotated as periaxin. Bases 83 to 14170 code for a protein of 4695 amino acids. Gene Ontology annotation, cellular component: cytoplasm; nucleus. Gene Ontology annotation, biological process: regulation of RNA splicing. Gene Ontology annotation, molecular function: protein binding. NCBI's taxonomy places the organism in Eukaryota, Metazoa, Chordata, Actinopteri, Perciformes, Nototheniidae. The transcript is spliced from 7 exons. The record is from RefSeq and is a predicted model, not a curated record.
GCUACAUGCAGAGCUGAAGCAGGUGUUGAGUCAAAAGAGAAGUCACCUGAGAGAGUCCACCUGCCAACCGGCCCAACCAGAGAUGGACUCAGAGCCCACAGACCAGCAGACAUGUGUGGAAGAAGCCUCUCCAUCCAUGGAGAUCGUGGUGGAGACGGAGGCGGAGGCUGGAGCCAGCGGCUACAGUGUGACUGGUGGAGGACAGCGAGGGAUCUUUGUGAAAGAUGUCCUCAGAGACUCACCAGCUGCUAAACAUCUCAGUCUCCAGGAAGGGGACCAGCUGCUGAGUGCCAAGGUCUACUUUGAUAACGUGAAGUAUGAAGACGCUCUGAAGAUCCUUCAGUGCGCCGAGCCAUAUAAGGUCAGCUUCCAGCUGAAGAGGAUCAUCCCUGGAUUAGAGAUCUGCGUACGGCCUCAUGUUCCCAGUGUGGAGGUCAAAGGUCCCAAAGCCAAGGUGGCCAAAAUGAGUGUGAAGGGCAGCAAGCAGUUCAAGGCCAAGAAGAUGAGGGGUGGACGUUUUGGUCUGAAGAGGCUGAAGGAGAAGCGCAGAGAGGAGCUGGUGAUCGAGGGACAGCCUACCAAGGUGGAGAUGAGUGACGUAGACGUGGAGUUUUCUCUCCCAAAGUUCAAACCGAGGAAGAGCACUAAGGCUGAAGCAGAAGGAGCCGAGGGAGCAGCAGCUGUGGGGAAGGCCAAGAGGAGGAUCAGGUUUCCCCACAUGAAAACAAAGGUUCUCACUGGGGACAUCACAGGAGGUAAAGUGGAAACAGAACAUCUCGAGGGAGAGGUGAACAUCUCUCCACCUGAGAUACCUGGAGCUAAAGUGAAAACCAAAGUAAAAGGACACAAGUUUGGAAUCAACUUCCCUAAGAGCAAACACACAAAGUCAGGCUCAGCAUUGGAGACUGGAUCUGUGGAGCUGAAGCCCCCUGGUGUGAACAUCCAGCCACCGUCAGUGGAGUUUAGUUUGUCUGGAGAUAAAAACAUAGACAUGGAGAUGGGAGGAGUUAAGCUUAAUGCGCCUGAUGUGGAGUUUGCACUACCUUCCGGAAAAGCUGAGGCGUCUUUGCCCGCUGUGAAGGGAGAGGCUAAAAUCAAAGCUCCUAAGAUCAACAUCAAAGGAGGCUCUGAUGCAGAGGCUACAAGUGGUCAAAUGAAUGUAGACUCAGGCAAAGGAGAUGCAAAGCUAAGAAUGCCAAAGUUGAAACUGCCAAAAGUUAGACUCUCACGUCAUUCGGAUGAGAUAGAUGGUGAGAUUAAGGUGAAAGCCAAAGGUAUGAAUGUGCCUCAAACUGACAUUACACCUCCAAAAGUAGAACUCAAAGGAGGUGGUAAGAUCAAUCUCCCUGAGGCAAAUAUUUCCAAAUCAAAGAUGGAAGUUGAUCUCUCGGGAAACGCUGCAUCUGUUGAAAUGCCUUCUCUUGAUAUUUCUUUACCACACGUGAAGGGAAAGUCUGACAUGGAGAUUUCGCUCCCAAAGUACGAAGGAGCUGGGAAGACAGCAAUCAAAAUGCCUGCCAUGGACAUCUCUGUGCCUGAAGUAGAUUUGGAAUUUGACACUGGAUGCAGAAUUCCUGAUGAGGUAGAGGGCACUUUCACAGGGCCCAAAAUCUCCAGGCCAAAGGUUGACAUCUCAUUACCAAAGAUGGGUCCAUCAAAUGUGAACAUUGAAAGUCCAGAAAGUGGAGGAAAAUUCGGUCUACCUUCUGUUGACAUCGCUCUCCCAAAGGUGGAAGCAGAGGGGGACGAUGCAGAUAUGCACUACUUUGUUGGUGGAGAUGGGAAGUUCAAAAUGCCUGAGUUUGACAUAUCUCUUCCAAAGAUUAAGUCACCAGAAGGAGAAGUACAUUUUAAAGGAGAAGGCUUUAAGUUACCCAAGGUAGACCUGAUACUUCCUGAAGGCAAAACUGGAACAACUGAUGUUGGAGGAGGAGGAACAUUUCAGUUACCAACGUUUGACAUCUCCAUCCCUAAAAUGAAGACAGGUGAGGUGGACAUCGAAGGCCCUGAAAUAAAAGGUGGGAAGAUCAAAAUGCCCACUGUUGAUAUCUCUGUUCCCAAGGGAAACGUAGAGGAGCAUUUGAACAUUGGGAUGAGUGAAUUCGAAGGUGGUAAAUUCAAUAUGCCCUCUGUAGACAUCUCUCUCCCAAAAGUGGAGGUACCUGAAGGAGACUUAAACCUAGAAUGCCCCAAACUUCCAAAUGUUGACUAUUCCCUCCCCACGGCAAACUUGGGGGGCAACAUGGAGUUAGAGAGCAGUGUUGGUAGUGGAGCCAAGUUCAAGCUGCCAACUUUUGACAAAACACUCCCAAAGAUGAAAAACAAGGAAGGAGAGGUUCAUAUUCAAGGACCUGAUAUUAAAGGAGGAGCAACGUUCAACACGCCUUCUUUAGAUGUGUCACUACCAAAGAUUAAGAUGCCUGAGGGAAAUAUUGGACUUGAGGGACACUCCGUUGAUAUCUCUCUUCCAAAGGGGAACGUUGAGGUUUCUCUCCCUACAAUUAAAUCAAAGAAAGGUGACAUCAAAAUCAAGGCAUCAGACAUCAAGGCUGGGGAAAUGAAGAUGCCAACUAUUGAGAUUUCAACCCCACCAGGAACAUUACAAGGCAAGUGCACUGCUGAGGGUGAAGGAAGAGGUGCUGAAUUCAGCUUGCCAUCUGCAGACAUCGCUCUUCCUGCAGUAAAAAUCCCUGAAAGAGAUGUGAAUUUACAAGGGCCAAAAGUCAAGGGUAGGACAUUUCAAAUGCCAAAAAUCAACUUCUCGUUUCCCAAAAGAAAAGCAAAGGGAGAUAUUGACAUUGAUGUUCACUCUGGAAAAGAUGGGAAUUUUGAAAAACCAUCCUAUAAUAUUGGACUACCUAAAGGAAAAGUCAAAGGCCCUAAGCUUAAGGGAGGAAAAAUCAACAUGCCAGACAUUGACUUGUCUCUCCCCAAAGGCAAGGCUGACCUCAGUAUUGAGGGUCCUGAGGUAAAAGGAGGAACACUCAAAACACCUACAUUUGAUGUUUCACUUCUGAAGAUGAAGCUGCCAGAGGGCAAUGUGGAAAGUCCCACGGUUGAUAUUUCACUCCCAAAAGGAAAAAUAGCGGGAGAUAUAGAUAUGCACGGACCUGAAAUCAAAGGUGACAUGUCCCUCCCUAAAAUGAAGUCUCCAGAGGUAGAUAUCAGCCUUGAAGGUCCUGAUGUUAGAGGAGGAAAGUUUAACUUGCCAACUGUUGACAUUUCACUCCCUAAAGGAAACCUUGAGGGUGACCUUGAAGUUGAGGGUCCUGAGGUAAAAGGGAGUAGAUUUAAAAUGCCAACAUUUGAUAUGUCUUUCCCAAAAAUGAAUUUCCCAGAGGGUGAUGUCAAACUUAAAGGCCCAGAUAUCAAAGGAGAGAAGAUUGCGAUGCCAGACAUUGAUAUUUCACUUCCCAAAGUAAAAGCAGGAGGAGAAAUGUCAGGACAUGCUGGAAAGGGAGGCAAGUUCCAUAUGCCCUCUUUUGAUAUCUCUCUUCCUAAAAUGAAAGCUAAGGGGCCAGAGGUCAACAUAGAAGGUCCUGAACUUACAGGAGGAAGGAUCGACAUUCCAGACAUUGACCUGUCGAUCCCAAAGGGAAAGACUGACGUUGAUCUCAAUAUUGAGGGUCCUGAUGGAAAAGGAGGAAAAUUCAAAAUGCCCAGAUUUGACGUUUCACUUCCAAAGAUGAACCUGCCAGAGGGCAAUCUGGAAAUGCCAAAGGUUGAUAUCUCACUCCCAAAAGGAAAGGUAAAGGGAGAUGUUGACAUAGAGGGACAUGUGGGUAAAGGAGGCACGUUCCAUAUGCCCUCUUUUGAUAUCUCUCUUCCUAAAAUGAAAGCUAAGGGAGUUGAUGUUGAUAUUGAAGGACCUGACUUUAAAGGUGACGUUUCACUCCCCAAGGGAAGAGUUGAGGGAGACAUCGAUGUGGAGGGUCCUGAGGUGAAGGGUGGUACAUUUAAAAUGCCAACAUUUGAUGUCUCAAUGCCAACAGUUAGUCUCCCAAAGGGUGAUGUCAAGCUUAAAGGUCCAGACAUGAAGGGAGGGAAGAUCGAGAUGCCAGACAUUGAUAUUUCACUGCCUAAAGGAAAGGCAGGAGGACACAUUGAAAUCGAAGGACAUGGUGCAAAAGGAGGCAAGUUCCAUAUGCCCUCUGUUGAUAUCUCUCUUCCUAAAAUGAAAGCUAGGGGACCAGAGUUAAAUAUUGAAGGCCCUGAAGUUAAAGGUGGAAAGCUAAACAUGCCUUCACUUGAUGUUUCUCUACCCAAAAUAAAAUCUCCCAAUGUAGACAUCAGCCUUGAGGGUCCUGAUGUUGAAGGAGAAAAGGUCAACAUCCCAACUGUUGACAUUUCACCUCCCAGAGGAAAGGUUGAGGGAGAGAUAAAUGUUGAAGGCCCUCAGUUGAAAGGAGGGAAAUUCAAAAUGCCAAAAUGUGAUGUUUCUCUGCCAAAAGUUAGUCUACCAAAUGUUGAUGCCAAUGCAGAAGGAACCGAUUUGAAAGGAAAAAUGUAUAUGCCAACUGUUGACCUUUCACUUCCAAAAGGAAAAGCAGAAGUGGAUAUAGACAUUGAUGGGCAUGGUGGUAAAGGAGGCCAGUUUCACAUGCCCUCACUCAAUAUCUCUCUUCCUAAAAUCAAAGCAAAGGGACCUGAUCUUAAUAUCAAAGGACCUGAAAUCAAAGGUGACAUGUCCCUCCCUAAAAUGAAGUCUCCAGAGGUAGAUAUCAGCCUUGAAGGUCCUGAUGUUAAAGGAUCAACGUUUAACUUGCCAACUGUUGACAUUUCACUCCCUAAAGGAAACCUUGAGGGUGACCUUGAAGUUGAGGGUCCUGAGGUAAAAGGGAGUAGAUUUAAAAUGCCAACAUUUGAUAUGUCUUUCCCAAAAAUGAAUUUCCCAGAGGGUGAUGUCAAACUUAAAGGCCCAGAUAUCAAAGGAGAGAAGAUUGCGAUGCCAGACAUUGAUAUUUCACUUCCCAAAGUAAAAGCAGGAGGAGAAAUGUCAGGACAUGCUGGAAAGGGAGGCAAGUUCCAUAUGCCCUCUUUUGAUAUCUCUCUUCCUAAAAUGAAAGCUAAGGGGCCAGAGGUCAACAUAGAAGGUCCUGAACUUACAGGAGGAAGGAUCGACAUGCCAGACAUUGACCUGUCGAUCCCAAAGGGAAAGACUGACGUUGAUCUCAAUAUUGAGGGUCCUGAUGGAAAAGGAGGAAAAUUCAAAAUGCCCAAAUUUGACGUUUCACUUCCAAAGAUGAACCUGCCAGAGGGCAAUCUGGAAAUGCCAAAGGUUGAUAUCUCACUCCCAAAAGGAAAGGUAAAGGGAGAUGUUGACAUAGAGGGACAUGUGGGUAAAGGAGGCACGUUCCAUAUGCCCUCUUUUGAUAUCUCUCUUCCUAAAAUGAAAGCUAGGGGACCAGAGUUAAAUAUUGAAGGCCCUGAAGUUAAAGGUGGAAAGCUAAACAUGCCUUCACUUGAUGUUUCUCUACCCAAAAUAAAAUCUCCCAAUGUAGACAUCAGCCUUGAGGGUCCUGAUGUUGAAGGAGAAAAGGUCAACAUCCCAACUGUUGACAUUUCACCUCCCAGAGGAAAGGUUGAGGGAGAGAUAAAUGUUGAAGGCCCUCAGUUGAAAGGAGGGAAAUUCAAAAUGCCAAAAUGUGAUGUUUCUCUGCCAAAAGCGAGUCUCCCAAAGGUCAACGCCAAUGUCGAAGGACCAAAUAUGAAAGGAAAAAUUGAAACACCAACUGUUGACAUUUCAAUACCCAAAGCAAACCUUAAUGUCGAGGGAUCAAAGGUUUUGGGAGGUACAUUUAAAAUGCCCAAAUUUGAUAUGUCUUUACCAAAAGCAAAUCUGCCAGAGGGUGAUGUCAAACUCAAAGGCCCGGAAAUCAAGGGAGGGAGGAUUGAGAUGCCCAACAUUGAUAUUUCACUGCCCAAAGUAAAAGCAAGAGGUGAAAUGGAAAUUGAAGGACAUGCUGGAAAAGGAGGCAAGUUCCAUAUGCCCUCUGUUGAUUUCUCUCUUCCGAAAAUGAAAGCUAAGGGGCCAGAGAUUCAUAUUGAAGGCCCUGAAUUUAAGGAAGGAAAUAUCAACAUGCCAGACAUUGACCUGUCAGUUCCCAAAGGAAAGGCUGGCAUCAGUAUUGAGGGUCCUGAGGUAAAAGGAGGAAUAUUCAAAACGCCUAAAUUUGACAUGUCACUUCCAAAGAUGAACCUGCCAGAAGGCAAUGUCAAAGUUGAAGGACCGAAGAUUAAGGGAGGAGAGAUCUCAACACCAGAUGUUGAUAUUUCAGUUCCUGUUGGAAAAUUAGAGGGAGAUAUCAGCUUUGAAGGACCGUCUGGAAAGGGAAAGUAUGAAUUGCCAAAGGUGGACUUAUCUGGUGUUGGGCUCCAUAUGCCAACUCUUGACAUAAAUCUCCCCAAAUGUGAUCUUGACCUUAGCCUUCCCUCUGGUCAUAAAGACAAAAGCCUCAAAUUGGACACCUCUGGGCCCGAAGCAUCAGGAGAUUUAAAGAUGUCUGGUCUCAUAGGAGAAAUCAAUCCAGCCAAGGUAAAAGUAAAGUGUGCAGACAUUGCAACAGGUGGUGUAGAAGCUCCAGGUGCAUCCCUCAAACCUCCUACUAUCAGCGGUGUCCUUAAAGCCGAGGGAGGCAGGCCUUCUUCAGGGGGCAGCUUUGAUCUGCCUGAUGUUUCCCUCAAAUUCCCAAGUUUCUCUCUACCAAGGUUUGGUGGAAAGUCUAAGAGUGGUGAUUUUGCAAUGUCUGUCCCCAAAGGAGACAUUUCCCUCAGCUCACCGCAUGUGGAAGGAGAGAUAAGGGCACCAUCAGUAGAGUUUGAUGGGGACAGAAAAGUCAAGGUGAAAAAAACGAAAAUUAAAAUGCCUUCAUUUGGUGUAUCCAAAAAGCAUGCAGAUGUAUCCGUGUCUUGUCCUGAUGUGGAUGUUAAAGUUAAAAAGGGAAAAUUCCCCAAGUUUAAAAUAUCACCAAAAAGUCAGCUCCCAGAGGGAGGGGUUAAUGCUGAGCUGGGGGCAGAUGUUGAAGGGAAAGGUGGGUUCCAUGCCCCUGAUGUCACUCUCAAACUACCAAAGUUCUCAAUGCCAGGAUUUGGCUCUAAAGAGAAGGAUUUAGGUAAGCAAAGCGGUAACUUUGAGUCUAAAGCCAAGGUUAAGAUGCCCUCUGUUGAGUUGUCACUACCAGCAGCUAAUACACCAGAGACUGAGGUUCUGUUACCUAAAGCAGAGGUGGAUGUCUCAGAGGCUGAUAUCAGAGGUUAUGAGGUAAGCCUCAACAUUCCAGAAAUGCCAACAAUUGACAUUUCCAUCCCCAAAGUAGACCUGGAUGUGUCCCUGCCUAGAGUAGAGCAUGAUGCAAAGACUGAGGGAAAAGGAGGCAAAUUCAAGUUGCCUGGAAUCAAGAUGCCUGACAUUGAUCUGUCCCUUCCUAGAGGGAAAACUGGGGACCUAAAAAUGCCAGAUGUUGACAUCUCUCUGCCCAAGGGAAAGAUUGAAGGUCCCGAUUUUAAAAUGGAAGGAGGUACAGGUGGAAGAUUCAAAAUGCCUCACAUGAAAAUGCCUAACAUCGACAUCUCUCUGCCUAAAGGAAAGAUUGAGGGUCCAGAUGUUGAAAUGGAAGGAAGUCAAGGAGGAAAGUUCAAAAUGCCUCAGAUGAAAAUGCCAGAUGUUGACAUCUCUCUUCCUAAAGGAAGGAUUGAAGGUCCAGAUGUUGAAAUGGAUGGAGGUACAGGAGGAAAGUUCAAAAUGCCUCAGAUGAAAAUGCCAGAUGUUGACAUCUCUCUGCCCAAGGGAAGGGUUGAGGGUCCAGAGAUGGCUAUCAAGGGAGAUGGUGGUAAAUUCAAGAUGCCACAUCUCAGUAUGCCCUCUGUUGAUGUUUCACUUCCUAAAGGAAAGAUCGGUGAUCCAGAUAUUGAAAUAGAAGGAGGAACCGGAGGAAAGUUCAAAAUGCCUCACAUGAAAAUGCCAGAUGUUGACAUCUCUCUGCCCAAGGGAAGGAUUGAAGGUCCAGACGUUGAAAUGGAGGGAAGUACAGGUGGAAGAUUCAAAAUGCCUCACAUGAAAAUGCCCAACAUUGGCAUCUCUCUGCCUAAAGGAAAGAUUGAGGGUCCAGAUGUUGGAAUGGAGGGAAGUCAAGGAGGAAAGUUCAAAAUGCCUGAUGUGAAAAUACCAGAUGUUGACAUCUCUCUGCCCAAGGGAAAGAUUGAGGGUCCAGAUGUUGGAAUGGAGGGAAGUCAAGGAGGAAAGUUCAAAAUGCCUCACAUGAAAAUGCCAGAUGUUGACAUCUCUCUGCCCAAGGGAAAGAUUGAAGGUCCAGAUAUUGGAAUGGAAGGAGGUACAGGUGGAAAAUUCAAAAUGCCUCACAUGAAAAUGCCCAACAUCGACAUCUCUCUGCCUAAAGGAAAGAUUGAGGGUCCAGAUGUUGAAAUGGAUGGAGGUACAGGAGGAAAGUUCAAAAUGCCUCACAUGAAAAUGCCAGAUGUUGACAUCUCUCUGCCUAAAGGAAAGAUUGAAGGUCCAGAUUUUGGAAUGGAAGGAGGAACCGGAGGAAAAUUCAAAAUGCCGCACAUGAGAAUGCCCAUCAUCGACAUCUCUCUGCCCAAAGGAAAGAUUGAAGGUCCAGACAUUGAAAUGGAGGGAGGUUCUGGAGGAGCAUUCAAAAUGCCUCACAUGCAAAUGCCCAACAUCGACAUCUCCCUGCCCAAAGGAAGGAUUGAGGGUUCAGAGAUGGAAAUCGAAGGCGAGGAUGGAAAGUUUAAAAUGCCUCAUCUCAACAUGCCUUCAGUUGACAUUUCACUUCCCAAAGGAAAGAUAGAAGGUCCCGAUUUUAAAAUGGAAGGAGGAACCGGAGGAAAGUUCAAAAUGCCUCACAUGAAAAUGCCAGAUGUUGACAUCUCUCUGCCCAAGGGAAGGAUUGAAGGUCCAGACGUUGAAAUGGAGGGAAGUACAGGUGGAAGAUUCAAAAUGCCUCACAUGAAAAUGCCCAACAUUGGCAUCUCUCUGCCCAAGGGAAAGAUUGAGGGUCCAGAUGUUGGAAUGGAGGGAAGUCAAGGAGGAAAGUUCAAAAUGCCUCACAUGAAAAUGCCAGAUGUUGACAUCUCUCUGCCCAAGGGAAAGAUUGAAGGUCCAGAUAUUGGAAUGGAAGGAGGUACAGGUGGAAAAUUCAAAAUGCCUCACAUGAAAAUGCCCAACAUCGACAUCUCUCUGCCUAAAGGAAAGAUCGAGAGUCCAGAUGUUGAAAUGGAUGGAGGUACAGGAGGAAAGUUCAAAAUGCCUCACAUGAAAAUGCCAGAUGUUGACAUCUCUCUGCCUAAAGGAAAGAUUGAAGGUCCAGAUUUUGGAAUGGAAGGAGGAACCGGAGGAAAAUUCAAAAUGCCGCACAUGAGAAUGCCCAUCAUCGACAUCUCUCUGCCCAAAGGAAAGAUUGAAGGUCCAGACAUUGAAAUGGAGGGAGGUUCUGGAGGAGCAUUCAAAAUGCCUCACAUGCAAAUGCCCAACAUUGACAUCUCCCUGCCCAAAGGAAGGAUUGAGGGUUCAGAGAUGGAAAUCAAAGGCGAGGAUGGAGAGUUUAAAAUGCCUCAUCUCAACAUGCCUUCAGUUGACAUUUCACUUCCCAAAGGAAAGAUAGAAGGUCCCGAUUUUAAAAUGGAAGGAGGAACCGGAGGAAAGUUCAAAAUGCCUCACAUGAAAAUGCCAGAUGUUGACAUCUCUCUGCCCAAGGGAAGGAUUGAAGGUCCAGACGUUGAAAUGGAGGGAAGUACAGGUGGAAGAUUCAAAAUGCCUCACAUGAAAAUGCCCAACAUUGGCAUCUCUCUGCCUAAAGGAAAGAUUGAGGGUCCAGAUGUUGGAAUGGAGGGAAGUAAAGGAGGAAAGUUCAAAAUGCCUGAUGUGAAAAUGCCAGAUGUUGACAUCUCUCUGCCUAAAGGAAAGAUUGAAGGUCCAGAUAUUGGAAUGGAAGGAGGUACAGGUGGAAAAUUCAAAAUGCCUCACAUGAAAAUGCCCAACAUGGACAUCUCUCUGCCUAAAGGAAAGAUCGAGGGUCCAGAUGUUAAAAUGGAAGGAGGAAACGGAGGAAAGUUCAAAAUGCCUCAGAUGAAAAUGCCAGAUGUUGACAUCUCUCUGCCCAAGGGAAGGAUUGAAGGUCCAGGCGUUGAAAUGGAGGGAAGUACAGGUGGAAGAUUCAAAAUGCCUCACAUGAAAAUGCCCAACAUUGGCAUCUCUCUGCCUAAAGGAAAGAUUGAGGGUCCAGAUGUUGGAAUGGAGGGAAGUAAAGGAGGAAAGUUCAAAAUGCCUGAUGUGAAAAUACCAGAUGUUGACAUCUCUCUUCCUAAAGGAAAGAUUGAAGGUCCAGAUAUUGGAAUGGAAGGAGGUACAGGUGGAACAUUCAAAAUGCCUCACAUGAAAAUGCCCAACAUCGACAUCUCUCUGCCUAAAGGAAAGAUCGAGGGUCCAGAUGUUGAAAUGGAUGGAGGUACAGGAGGAAAGUUCAAAAUGCCUCACAUGAAAAUGCCAGAUGUUGACAUCUCUCUGCCUAAAGGAAAGAUUGAAGGUCCAGAUUUUGGAAUGGAAGGAGGAACCGGAGGAAAAUUCAAAAUGCCGCACAUGAGAAUGCCCAUCAUCGACAUCUCUCUGCCCAAAGGAAAGAUUGAAGGUCCAGACAUUGAAAUGGAGGGAGGUUCUGGAGGAGCAUUCAAAAUGCCUCACAUGCAAAUGCCCAACAUCGACAUCUCCCUGCCCAAAGGAAGGAUUGAGGGUUCAGAGAUGGAAAUCGAAGGCGAGGAUGGAAAGUUUAAAAUGCCUCAUCUCAACAUGCCUUCAGUUGACAUUUCACUUCCCAAAGGAAAGAUAGAAGGUCCCGAUUUUAAAAUGGAAGGAGGAACCGGAGGAAAGUUCAAAAUGCCUCACAUGAAAAUGCCAGAUGUUGACAUCUCUCUGCCCAAGGGAAGGAUUGAAGGUCCAGACGUUGAAAUGGAGGGAAGUACAGGUGGAAGAUUCAAAAUGCCUCACAUGAAAAUGCCCAACAUUGGCAUCUCUCUGCCUAAAGGAAAGAUUGAGGGUCCAGAUGUUGGAAUGGAGGGAAGUCAAGGAGGAAAGUUCAAAAUGCCUCACAUGAAAAUGCCAGAUGUUGACAUCUCUCUUCCUAAAGGAAGGAUUGAAGGUCCAGAUAUUGGAAUGGAAGGAGGUACAGGUGGAAAAUUCAAAAUGCCUCACAUGAAAAUGCCCAACAUGGACAUCUCUCUGCCUAAAGGAAAGAUCGAGGGUCCAGAUGUUGAAAUGGAUGGAGGUACAGGAGGAAAGUUCAAAAUGCCUCAGAUGAAAAUGCCAGAUGUUGACAUCUCUCUGCCCAAGGGAAGGAUUGAAGGUCCAGACGUUGAAAUGGAGGGAAGUAAAGGUGGAAGAUUCAAAAUGCCUCACAUGAAAAUGCCCAACAUUGGCAUCUCUCUGCCUAAAGGAAAGAUUGAGGGUCCAGAUGUUGAAAUGGAGGGAAGUAAAGGAGGAAAGUUCAAAAUGCCUGAUGUGAAAAUACCAGAUGUUGACAUCUCUCUUCCUAAAGGAAGGAUUGAAGGUCCAGAUGUUGAAAUGGAUGGAGGUACAGGAGGAAUGUUCAAAAUGCCUCAGAUGAAAAUGCCAGAUGUUGACAUCUCUCUGCCCAAGGGAAGGGUUGAGGGUCCAGAGAUGGCUAUCAAGGGAGAUGGUGGUAAAUUCAAGAUGCCACAUCUCAGUAUGCCCUCUGUUGAUGUUUCACUUCCUAAAGGAAAGAUCGGUGAUCCGGAUAUUGAAAUAGAAGGAGGCACCGGAGGAAAAUUCAAAAUGCCUCACAUGAAAAUGCCCAACAUGGACAUCUCUCUGCCCAAAGGAAAGAUUGAGGGUCCAGAUGUUGAAAUGGAUGGAGGUACAGGAGGAAAGUUCAAAAUGCCUCAGAUGAAAAUGCCAGAUGUUGACAUCUCUCUGCCCAAGGGAAGGGUUGAUGCUUCGGGGAUGGAGAUCAAAGGUGAUGGUGGAAAAUACAAGAUGCCACAUCUCACCAUGCCUUCUAUUGGUAUUUCACAUCCCAAAGGAAAGAUCGAAAGUACAGAUUUCGAACUAGAGGGAGGUGCUGAGGGAAAGAUCAAAAUGCCUAGCUGGAAAAUGCCAGAUUUUGCCAUUUCUCUGCCAAAAAAAAAAUGUGAAGGCCCUAAAGUUGAAAUAGAGGGAGGUGAAGGAGGAAAUGUCAAGAUGCAUGAUGUGGACCUAUCUAUCCCUAAAGGAAAACUGGAGGCUGAGGGAAGAACCAGCAAGCUGCCACAUAUCAAGAUGCCAAAAGUUGAUAUUUUACUUCCUAAAAGUAAAAGUAAAGGUAUUGAAACAUUGAAUCCAUCCUGUGAAGCAGAGAUCAAUUUACCAGCUGUUGAAUUAGGAGGGGAAAUUGUGCCAAAAGUGUCAUCACCGGAGUUGGACCUCGAUGCAACACUGAGUAGACCUAAACAAGACACAGAAGCUCUUGGGGAAGCUGACUUGCAUGUUGAGGGGGAGCACAAAGGCCUCAAACUUAAGAUACCUACAAUAGACAUCAAAUGUCCAAAAGGCGACCUGGAGUUGGAUUUAGGACUUUAUAGAGGAGAGGGCAAGAAGGACAGGAAAAAGAUGGAACUACCUGAUUUAGAUAUCAGCACAGCAGGAAUCAGCAGCAAAGUAAAGGGCCCUAAAGUCAAAGGAACAAAAUUCCACAUUGGGAUGCCAAAGAAGAAGACUGGUCGAGAUGUAAAAGCAGAAGCAAAAAUAUGCAAAAACUGCGGUGAUGAGGAUUUAGGUGGUCAUAUCAAACACAAAUGCAAGAGAAAAGAAACAUUUAAGUACGAAGUUGAAAUUGAAACACAUAAUGGACAUAAAAACAACAAAGAUCGUGUUAACAUCCCAGUACCAGAGUGUACGUUACCAAGUGUUUGUCUGACAAACAAACAAGGCUCGGCUGACUUUGGAACAGCGGGAGAGGGUGGCUUCUCAUCAUCCAGAGCAGAAAUGAGAGUGCCCAGGAUUCCAGACAUAGAUUUUGACAUAGGUACAACACAGGAUGAAGAUGAGGACGGAACAGAAAAAGACAAGAAAGUCAAAAUCCCUAAGUUUGGGGUCCCAUUACCCUCCAUCUCCUCUCCUGAGGGAAGAAUGAAUAUCACUGGGCCAGAAAUACAGUAUGAGGGUCCUAAAAUGCCUAAAGUAAAGAAAGCUGUAUUUGUCUUGGUAAAUCCUCCUCAAACAGGUGAGCCCACUGCAUGCUCACACCUCCCAAAAGAGGAGACGACAGCUCAGGCUAAAACAGAAGGCUUUAACGUGAAGUUGCCAAAAAUCAUAAUGAAGCCAAACUUUGGGAAGUCCAAAGAAAAGUCAGCUGCUGUGUCGUUUUCUCCUAGCGAAUCAGGGUCCUUUGAUGUCAAUCUUAAGGGCGACGGUUCAAGAUCCAAUUUCAAUGGUGCAAAAGAUCCUCACAUAGGCUCCAAGGAUGAUAAAGGGACAUUCAGCGGCAAAAUCAAUCUUCCAAAGGUACAGUUAACAUCUCCAUAUGGCAAGAUGUCUGUAGAGGGGGAGGACUCUGGCAUGAAUAUGAAACUGGGAAAGGAUUUACCAACAGUACACAUGGAGGAAUACACUAAAGAACUUCAAGUAAAAUCAGACAAGAUGGCCUUCUCUGGUUUUAGUGCGGAGCUCCCAAAGGAUGUGGUGUCAUCUCAUGCCAGAACAGACAUGCUGGACAGGGACAGCUCAGAGUCCCCUGCUAGUUUCACCAUGGAGUUUAGCUCUGCAAAAGUCCAGGCAUGGAGCGAGGUCGAGAGCCAAAGCAAGGAACCUGAAGAAAGGGAGUCUUCCACCUGGUUCAAGGUCCCUAAGUUCAACCUGAAGCCACACUCCACAGGCUUCCUCCAGAUAACCCCAGAGGGUUCUCCUCAGGCCCAGCGGAAGGGGGAGGUGGCAGGUGAGGCUGAUGUCUCGGGGUCUUUCUGCCUUCACACCUCAGGGCUCGACUUUAGCAAGCAGGAAAUAUCUGAGGAGCACCAAGCCUCCUCCGCUGAGGAGGGAACUGUCACCAUGGUGACCAAGACCACCAGAGUCACCCGUCACAUGGUUUCCUCUGAGACACGAACAGGUGAAUCUUCAGCCACCACGACAACAACUCACAAGGUGUCAGACUUUAAAUACUGAGGCUGCUGUAAUCAUAUCUUAAAUGUCUUUCCAUCUUGUUGGGUUUCUUGGUGAGGUUGCAGUGUUCUUGUAGCCUAGGCUAAGCCUGCGACGUGGCAAACCUCGAUUAGGUAAAGGUCUUUCUUUUUUAUUUUAAUGGGUGAGAUAUGAAUGUGAUGAAAAAACAGUUGCAUUUCAUCAAUCGGCAUCAUUGUCAUUAUAAAACCAACAGAGUAAUAUGUGCUUCCUUUCUUCUCAUUUUAAAUGUAAUUUUUGUAACCGUAGUUCGAGUUUUGUUAGUUUAGUUUGUAUUAUUUAUCAGAUUUCGUUUGGUUUUAAAGUUUUCACUCUGAAUGUAAACAUGUCACACUGCUUGAUUAUUUAUUGUUGUUUGUUCACAAUGCGCUGGAAUGAGUCAUUUACUCUCAUCAGUAUCAUGGAUUUGACAAUUAUUUGAACUGCAACAGUACAGGCCAGAGUAAUAUUCAUGUAAAUACAACCAUAUCAUUGCUUUUAUGAAGCAGUAUUCCCUCGAUUAGAAAUGUAAUUAUUUUCAUAUUCACCGGUCAGGAGAAGAAGUUAUAUUGUUUGACCUAAUAAUAACCUGUUUUUUGUCUUGAAGGAAAAGUGUGAGCUUUUUGAGAUUAUAGGCUAAUCUCAUUUGCUGCCAUAGUUUUAUAUUUGACGCAUUUAGCUGAUGCUGUUACCCAGAGACAGUCACGGUGCGUGAGCAGGACACUCUGGACUCUUUUCUUGCUGUGGGGAUCAGACCUGUGACUUCUGGUUUAAGGUUCAUACAUUUACUGUAGGCCACCCUGCUGCUAAUCAAUUUUAUAUUCAUGUUUUUACUGUAGACUGCCAAAAAACACACUGCUGUAUAUUUUGUGAGUAGACUCUUGGCUUCAAGAUACACAUCCUGACUGAUGCUGAUGUUUUGCAACUCAUCUGUGAACUACUGUAUGUUGUGUUUCAGAACAUCAAUAGCAGGCUCAGAGGAAAUUUGGGGAUUAGGGUGCUGUUGGGUGCUUUAACAAAAUCACUGAGAUAAGGUCUACAUUUCAAACUGUAAAACUUUUUCUCUUGAAACUUAAAAAAAGGUCCUCAAAAACAAAAAAUGUUUUACUUUCAAGCUGCUACAAUGACACUUCAAUUAUUGUUCAAAAUAAAAGUUGAGGUUAAGCCUUUUGCCAUCUUUAAAAAACAUGUUUGUUGACUACACAUUUA